ACCAAGCAACUAACUCAAAUCAAAUAGCUAACCCACCUCGUGUGAUAUAGGAAAUAUAGGAUCUGCAAGCCAUAAUCAUCAUUAAUUGACAAUAACGACCUCCUCCUUCCGACGAGGUUCCUUUGUCUUCCUCACAUCUCAUCCACAGUAAAGCAUCCAAGAAUGGCUUGUCCCAGAUGAAAGAGUCUGUUGCCGAGCUUCAAUCUGCAAUUAGCAGAAGGCAAGGAGGAUUGGAAGGUGAAACCAGAAGUUACCUCAAGUCUAUGAGCAUUGCGAGGAAAGAAAUCCAAAAGGUCUUGAUGGGUAUGAACAACAAGAAGUCCACACCAUCAGAAAACAAUGAGACAAUUUCCAGGUUGAAGGAAGCUCAAUCUGUUGCUGUUGAGGUUCUAGAGUGUUUGUUCUAGAGUUAAUAAACAGUUGUAUGUUUGCUGCAGAAAGUAUCAUGUUUUCUGCUUGGCGUUGGCUACUACAGGGUUUAGUGAUUUUUAUACCACAUCGGUUGUAAACCAAAAAUCCCUUCCCAAGAUAGCUAUAAAUUGAGUGAACUUCUUCAGGCUAAGAUUGAGGAGUCCAUUAAGAAGCUCAUUUUGAUUUGGGCCUCUACUUAUGGAAUUCUGCCCAAGUGUAGCUUAGGUUGCAUGCCUUUUGGGUUGCUGCCAUAGCUAUUGAUUUUAGUUUGGGUUGGUAAAACUCUACUUGAAGUUGUUUUUCAGUUUAGUUGGGCUCGAUGAAUGUGGCUUGUUGAGCUUGCUCAAGAGCUCUUACUGAGCCGAGAUUUGAAGCUUGCAGUGAGCUCGAGCUGAAUUCUAGCUAAGUAAUUUUUGUCGAGCCUUAAUUGUAUAGUAUAUAGUAGAGCUCGAGCCUUGAGCCUUUAUCAAUUAUGAUUAAUUACAUGACAAGUUUGCAAGUCAUACAAAUUAAUUCAACAUUUUGACUAUUUUUUUAAUUAAAUAUAUAAACGAGGUAGAAAGAAAUUGGUUAAAAAUGGUGAAAAACACUUUAAAUUAGUGUAAUAAAAUGUGUAAGUUGGU
Messenger RNA from Linum trigynum, 1034 nucleotides. The record is from the annotation of a GenBank genome assembly. NCBI's taxonomy places the organism in Eukaryota, Viridiplantae, Streptophyta, Magnoliopsida, Malpighiales, Linaceae.